GAGAUAUGGCUGUCGUUGACUCCUGCUACCAACUCUACAGUUUGGAGGAGUUCAAGUUUAGGCAAGCGCAUGUAUACAGAUAAACAGUACAUUCGAAAACUAUCUUGGGAUCGAACUAAGCAUAUGCCGGCUGUCAACCAAGAAUAGAACUCUCUAGGCUCGGUCUUUGACGUUAUGUAAGGAUCCUGUGUUCAUCUCACUGCGUGAGACGCUUCUUUCUCAGGAGCGAUUACGCAGUGCAGAACAUCGCACAGUCGCACAGAAUCUUGGACACAUAAUUGACAAAUUGUCAAAAGCUCUUGCCGCGCACAUUAAGGCUUGCAAAAGCUAACCUACAUAGCGCAAAGCCGUCGGAAUGAGGGCAUUUUACUAAAGGCUCGCUUCUCUCAACUCAGCUAGCUACAUGCCCAAGUAUUAAUGUGCACUCUACUUUUCACCAUUGUUCAAUUGAUCACAAGUAAUCGAUCAUUAGCGCUCUCGCACCAUCAGGAAGUGACACAUCCGAAGUCUUGGAGAUGCUGUGGGCUGGUCUCAAUACAUCGAGAAGCCAAUUGUGGCAUGCGCCCUGUUAUUUCAGUAUCGAGAUUAUACAUUAUUCCUUGUCACCAAGGUCUUUUUGGCAAGAUUUUGGUGACAGUGAAAUGAUUACUGAGUCUCAAGGGUGGCGCCUCUUCAUCGCCGCUACUGACGUCUGCCUUGACCUCGUGCCAGGUGAGUAACAUUAGCAUGAUCUUUAUCACCGGGGUCGAGAAGAGACAGCUAGGGCGCGUGGGCUCCCGCUC
Molecule: messenger RNA, 782 nt
Organism: Xylaria bambusicola
Lineage: Eukaryota; Fungi; Ascomycota; Sordariomycetes; Xylariales; Xylariaceae
Exons: 2
Coding region: 418-645 (75 amino acids)
Source: RefSeq, a predicted model, not a curated record